UGCAGUUGUUGGUGGUAUUGCAACCAUCGCAACAGUAAUUGUAGUCAUUAGAUACUUGAACAAGGCUACAAAAGGGGCUAUGCCACCAUAUGCCCAUAUCGAAAUCGGCAGGAAACCUGUCUCGAAUACCACACCACCGGAUUUCUCUGUUCUUCCAGACCCACAAAUUGAAGCAACAAUGAAGAGAUUUUUCAGUAACAUUGCUAAGGAGAAGCCAAUCCCUUUUUCACCUCAAGAGUUGUCUGGUUUCAGUCAGAAUUACAAAACAAGAUUGGGAUCCGGCGGCUUUGGUAUUGUCUAUAAAGGAGAGCUCCCAAAUGGGGUGCCAGUGGCAAUCAAGGUCCUUAACAAAGCUUCAGACAAGCAAGCUAAAGAGCAGUUCAUGGCAGAAGUAAGCACAAUUGGAAGAACAUACCAUGUCAAUUUGGUUAGACUCUAUGGGUUCUGUUAUGAUUCCACAGUGCAAGCUCUUGUCUAUGAGUACAUGGACAAGGGGUCACUUGAUGGUAUAUUGUUCGACAAGAACCAGAGAAUGGAAUGGGAAAAGCUGCAUGAAAUAGCAAUUGGAACAGCAAAAGGGAUUGCAUACUUACAUGAAGAGUGUCAGCAAAGAAUAAUUCACUACGAUAUAAAGCCAGGGAAUGUCCUCCUUGAUGCAGAACUAUUUCCCAAGGUUGCAGAUUUUGGAUUGGCUAAGCUUUCUAAUAGAGAUAGUAGCCAUAUAACCAUGACAGAUUGUAGAGGGACACCGGGUUAUGCUGCACCGGAGCUGUACAUGCCAUACCCAGUAACCCAUAAAUGUGAUGUCUAUAGCUUUGGUAUGCUUCUGUUUGAAAUUCUAGGAAGGAGAAAGAACCACAAUUCUAAUCUAAGUGAGCCUGAGAAUUGGCUACCAAGGUGGACAUGGGAGAUGUUUGAGAAAGGGAAGCUAAGUGAACUGUUGGAAAUUUUGGGGAUUGAAGAGGAACAUAGAGAGAAGGCAGAGAGGAUGUCAAUGGUGGCUUUGUGGUGUGUUCAAUACUUGCCAGAUUCAAGACCUCUUAUGAGCAAUGUGGUGAGGAUGUUGGAGGGAGGAACUGAAAUGAAGACUCCUCCAAACCCAUUUCAACAUCUGGUGUCUACCACUCCAAAUUUUAGUCUGAGCAUUUGUAGCUCAGACUAUUCUGUCUCAAAAGAAGAACCAUCUUCUACCACAGCUUAAGGGCAUGUUCAAUCAAUUCUCAUUACAUAGAACUAAACUUGACUAUGUAAUUCCACUUUUGUUGAUUUGCUUUUUGAGAUCAUUUAUUAUUGUUUAUACUCUGUAAUAGAUUGUAAAUCUU
Telopea speciosissima is the source of this 1322-nucleotide messenger RNA. RefSeq names its product rust resistance kinase Lr10-like. The record is from RefSeq and is a predicted model, not a curated record. Bases 80 to 1201 code for a protein of 373 amino acids. Gene Ontology annotation, biological process: protein phosphorylation. NCBI's taxonomy places the organism in Eukaryota, Viridiplantae, Streptophyta, Magnoliopsida, Proteales, Proteaceae. The transcript has a single exon. Gene Ontology annotation, molecular function: ATP binding; protein kinase activity.